Molecule: messenger RNA, 460 nt
Organism: Catharus ustulatus (Swainson's thrush)
Lineage: Eukaryota; Metazoa; Chordata; Aves; Passeriformes; Turdidae
Gene: SH2D1A
Product: SH2 domain containing 1A
Exons: 3
Coding region: 41-460 (139 amino acids)
Source: RefSeq, a predicted model, not a curated record
ACCAAGCACGGGAGAGCAGCUGCAGCUGGAGAGGCCUGGCAUGGACACGGUGCCCGUGUACCACGGGGCCAUCAGCCGCGAGGCCGGGGAGAAGCUGCUGCUGGCGGCGGGCACGGACGGCAGCUACCUGCUGCGGGACAGCGAGAGCAUCCCGGGAGUCUACUGCCUCUGCGUGCUGCAUCAGGGUUAUGUUUAUACCUACAGAGUGUCCCAGACACAAACUGGUUCCUGGAGUGCUGAGACAGCACCGGGGGUCCACCGGCGGCUCUUUCGGAAAGUGCACAACCUCAUUUCAGCCUUCCAGAAACCCAACCAAGGCAUUGUAACACCCCUGCAGAACCCAGUUGUCAACCAUGUGAGAGCCAAUUACUCCCCAGGUACUUGUGGGGGGAGGAAAUCUUGGCUGCAGCUGAGCAGAGCCCUCCAUGGUGGCAGGGAUAGGGGUCUUAGACUUGUUUGA